AUGAUUGAGUCCCAUGUCCCAUCCACUAUGAGCGAUGAUGGAGAGCAACCGCCAUUAAAGAGGCAGCGUUUCUUUUCCGACAUUCCACCAUCGCCUUUGCCGAUACAAACUCGAGACGCCAACGCGUCGUUCCGGAGCGCCGAAGCAAGCCCCGAGCAAUUACCCACAGAGGACAAAGAGAACAGUGGAUUCGAUGCUGAGCUAUUUACCAGCAUUAUUGGAGAAACACUCCCCUCUGCAUCUGUCGCGAUUAUCCGAAAAGCCGCAUCGUGCAAUCUCGAACGAGCUGUGAACAUAUACUUCGAUGGGUCAUGGAAGAAGCCUGCGGGGAUCGACGCCAACUCCGCCGCCUGGAACCAACCAAAUGGACAUCAAGUGAAGGCUGAGCCUGGAAGUGGGAAGUCGCGGGCAUCCAUCACUCAAAAGUCCAAGGGUGGUCUCAUGGAAAUCGAAUCCCUGGUGCAAAAGCAACCACUUACCCGAUAUGUUGGAGCUUUUGGGGUCGGUGGAUGGGCAACUCGGAGUGGAUCAGCAUAUCUCAAGCAUGGGGAAACUGUGAACAUCGAGCGAGCUCGAUCCCAGCCAACAUUAAAACGUGGCCGUGGGGGCAAAUCAUUCAUGAACAACAAGAGUGAUGUUCUCACCCGUUUCACGAACACGACUGGUCAAGAAAUUGGACGACUUCCCCACGAGACAGCAGAAUGGGUGUCUACUUUGAUUGACCAGAAGAUCUGCCGCUUCGAGGGCGUCUGUGUGUUUGUCCCUGACAGGGUCCGCGUCAACGAUACCAUUUACCUGCAAUUGAAAGUCUUCAUGCGUCGAGAGGCGUUCCAGCGCAGCGCCUUUGCUGCGAUGCAAAAGGACGACAAUAGGUCGACUGGCUUGUUUGAGGAGAAGGAGAGCACAGAAGAAAAGAAUUUGCGGCUGCGUCAAGUGGCUCUUGUAAAAUUGUUCCAUGAGAUCAGCCUUCAUCCCACCUCGACAAAUCCGACUACGGAAAAACAUAAGAGAGAUGGUCUUUUGCGUGCCGCCGAAAUUGCGGACCAGUAUGACAGCACCAAGAAAGACAAGUCAAAGUCCACUAAAGACCCCAACGACUCCUCUGAUGAGGAUCAAACCGAAGAACUCGAGGAAGACCAGCUGGAUGCUCUCUACCGCAAGGCCCAGUCAUUCGAUUUCAACAUGCCUGGGGCUGAUCCCGCACCCACCUUCUCCCUUGAUCUAAGAAAAUACCAACGACAGGCUCUCCAUUGGAUGCUAUCCAAAGAGAAAGACUCGAACCAAGCACGAGAAAAGUCGAUGCAUCCCUUAUGGGAGGAGUACACAUGGCCCACGAAGGAUGUGGAUGACAAGGAUUUACCCCAAGUUCCAGAAAUUGAUCAUUUCUACGUCAAUCCAUAUUCGGGUGAUCUCAGUGUCGACUUUCCUGCACAAGAACAGCGCUGCCAAGGUGGAAUUCUGGCUGAUGAGAUGGGACUUGGUAAAACUAUUGAAAUGCUUAGUUUGGUUCAUUCCCACAGAGUUGAGCCAGAUCCGCAAGUUGCAAACGGCCUUUCCUCGGUGAAUGAUUUAGCAAGAACUCCAACCUCUACUGGUGUAAUCUCUGCGCCAUAUACCACUCUAGUUGUUGCCCCAACCUCGUUGAUUUCUCAAUGGGAAAGCGAAGCAUUGAAAGCUGGAACAUUGAGAGUUCUCGUGUAUUAUGGAGCAGACAAGUCUAACAACUUGAGAGAAAUAUGCUGUGCAUCCAAAUAUGCAACCGCACCUCAAGUGAUUGUCACCAGCUAUGGUGUGGUACUUUCGGAGUUCCGCUCUCUCGCUCUUCAGUCUGCACUGGGGCCCAGCGCAAAUGGGGGUCUAUUCUCCGUCAACUUUUUCCGAAUCAUCCUCGACGAAGCCCAUGUCAUCAAGAACCGUCGCUCCAAAUCAGCGCAAGCAUGCUGCGAGCUGCAGGCAGCCCAUAGAUGGGCUCUGACCGGCACGCCCAUUGUCAAUCGACUUGAAGAUCUGUUCAGUUUAGUGCGUUUCCUCAAAGUUGAACCUUGGAGUAAUUUCUCUUUCUGGAAGACUUUCAUCACCGUGCCAUUUGAAUCCAAAGAGUACGUGCGUGCACUGAACGUGGUUCAAAGUGUCCUGGAGCCCCUUGUGCUUCGACGAACCAAGUCAAUGAAGACCCCAGAAGGCGAGCCAUUGGUUCCCUUACCGCGGAAGACUGUUACCAUUGAGGAAGUAGAGCUCCCAAAACAAGAACGAGAGAUUUAUGACUGUAUAUUCACACGUGCCAAACGAACCUACAACGAUAAUGUCGAGGCUGGCACACUUCUGAAAUCGUACAGCACUAUUUUUGCCCAGAUUUUGCGACUUCGUCAGACCUGCUGCCAUCCCGUGCUGACACGCAACAAAUCAAUUGUGGCAGAUGAAGAGGACAGAGCGGUGGCUGCCGAUGCCACGAAUGAGUUCAAGGACGAUAUGGAUCUUCAGGAACUCAUCAACCAGUUCAAUGCCGAAAAUGAGAAUGCCGAUUCCCAGGAACGCUCUGGGGCAACCGUUAAAUUUACUACGCAUGCGCUGCGCCAAAUCCAAACAGAGUCCAGCGGAGAGUGCCCUAUCUGCUGUGAAGAGCCCAUGAUCGACCCUGCGGUGACUGCUUGUUGGCAUAGUGCUUGCAAAAAGUGUUUGGAAGACUUUAUGCAGCAUCAGAUGAACAAGAACGUUGAGGCCCGAUGCUUUAACUGCCGUGCCCCAGUCGACGCAAAGAAUAUCUUUGAAGUAGUUCGGCAUCCGUCCUCACACUCGACCCCUCUCGACGACGACAUUGUCAGCAGCACACAACCAACCAGCUCCCAGUCCGCCCCUCGCAUAUCUCUCCGUCGCAUCUAUCCCCUCUCUCCAUCUGCCCAUACCUCCGCCAAGAUCCACGCUCUCAUCAACCACCUCUCCCGCAUUCCCCCCAACACAAAGUCUGUUGUCUUUUCCCAAUUCACCUCCUUCCUAGACCUAAUUGGUCCUCAACUUACCAAAGUUGGUAUCCAUUAUCUCCGACUGGACGGUACAAUGCCACAAAAGGCCCGGGCCGCAGUCCUCACCGAAUUCACAAAAGAAGAAAGCUACACCGAUGACGAUAUCAUCGACAUAGAAGAUGACUCACCAGGUUCAAAGGGUCCUACCACGAAUAAUGCACCCACAGCCCCAUCACCUUCGGUCCUCCUCAUCUCCCUCCGCGCCGGUGGUGUCGGCCUCAAUCUUACAGCAGCAAGCAACGUCUUCGUCAUGGAUCCAUGGUGGAGUUUUGCAAUCGAAGCGCAAGCUAUUGACCGUGUCCACCGAAUGGGUCAAACUCGUGAUGUCGCCGUCACGCGGUUUGUAGUCAAGGACUCAAUUGAAGGUCGCAUGCUCCGCGUUCAGGAACGUAAGAUGAACAUUGCUGGAUCGCUAGGGUUGAGAGUCGGUGGUGAUGACGGCGAUGAGGACAAGAAGAAGGAUAGGAUCGAGGAGUUGAAGAUGUUGUUCGAGUGA
Penicillium antarcticum is the source of this 3516-nucleotide messenger RNA. RefSeq names its product DEAD/DEAH box helicase. The record is from RefSeq and is a predicted model, not a curated record. The transcript has a single exon. NCBI's taxonomy places the organism in Eukaryota, Fungi, Ascomycota, Eurotiomycetes, Eurotiales, Aspergillaceae. Bases 1 to 3516 code for a protein of 1171 amino acids. Gene Ontology annotation, molecular function: zinc ion binding; nucleic acid binding; ATP-dependent chromatin remodeler activity.